AGUUGGACGCGGCCUGUGAGACGUUUCGUCGCCUCGCCUCGCUCCCGAGCUUUGGUUUUCGAGCUUUCGGUUUUCGUUCUUCACCCGCGCGGAAUCCUCGCUAUUCUCACAUCAGAGUCGCUCAAGACCUUUCGGCAUCGCCGUAAGUGUAGUUGUGUCCGAUUUUGGCCGGCGGAUUGAGAGCUUUCCGCCCAGAAUCACCCGAGUUUCCUUUUUUCGUCGUUUUCGUCAAGUUUUCGAGAUGGUUUUCUUGACGGACGUGUCCAAGUUGCUCUUCAGUACUUCCAAUCACCGGAACCACCACCGCAACAAUAACAACUCGCAAACAGCGAAGUACUCAGGAUAUCCAAAGAAAGUGCGGAUUGUGGAAGUGGGCCCUCGUGACGGACUUCAAAACGAACCAAAUAUUGUUCCGACCAACGUCAAGAUUGACUUCAUUAACCAGCUCUCCAAGACCGGUCUACAAACUAUUGAAGCCACAAGUUUUGUCUCUCCAAAAUGGGUACCCCAGAUGGCUGAUAGUUCAGAAGUGCUUCAAGGAAUCAUGAAACAUCCCCGUGUCAACUACCCAGUUUUAGUGCCCAACAUGAAAGGUUUAGAAGCCGCUAUAAAAGCUGGAGCGGAAGAAAUAGCCAUAUUUGGAGCUGCUUCAGAGACCUUCAGUCGCCGAAAUAUCAAUUGUUCAAUUAAGGAAAGCUUAGAAAGGUUUCGAACAGUUGUGGCAACAGCUUUAGAUAAUGGCUUGAAGGUUCGAGGAUAUAUUUCUUGUAUCUGUGGAUGUCCAUAUGAAGGCUCAGUUCCUCCUAGUCAAGUCACCAAGAUGGCCAGAGAGAUGUAUAAUAUGGGCUGCUAUGAAAUAUGCCUAGGAGAUACAAUUGGAGUGGGCACCCCUGGUUCAAUCAGAGCUGUUUUAGAAGAUGUUUCAAAGGUGGUUCCUAUUGAGAAAAUCGGCAUCCAUUGUCAUGAUACUUAUGGACAAGCUCUAGCAAAUAUCCUCACAGCUUUAGAAAUGGGUGUCUCUAUUGUUGAUGCAUCUGUUAGUGGGCUAGGAGGCUGUCCGUAUGCCAAAGGUGCCUCAGGUAAUGUAGCCACCGAGGAUCUAGUCUAUAUGCUGGAAGGUAUGGGCAUCGAUACAGGGGUUAACUUAGCUGCUCUACUCCGAGCUGGUCAGUUCAUCCGCAAGCACCUUGGUAGGGAAACUGAGUCAAAAAUUGGUCGUGCCGUCAGUAUUGAUAACAUCAAAAUUUUGGAGAAUUACAUCAAGAGGAAAUCACAUGACCAGAUCUCAGUGGCUGACUAAAAUUGCAAGACAGGAUGUAUGAUUUUUAUGAGAAGACUGAUAGGAAUAUUGUAAAUUAAGUGUGUACAAAUGUAAUUUAUAAUUUAAAGUAGGGAUUUGAAGAUUUCUCAGUCUUGCCGAAAAGUUUAUUCGGUAUCAUAUUUUGGCAGAGAAUAGAUAUUAGUUGCGAUAAACCGUCACCUCAGUUCAAAGUUGAUAAAACUGUUUUGCUCAUUUGCAAUGCAGGCUUAGGAUGUUUUUCACAAUUUAAAGCUUUCAAAAGAGCUGUACAUAGUGAAAAAUGAUUUUGAGCAAUGAAGUACUAGUACAUACAGAGAUAUGCUUGUUUCCUUUUUUUUAAGGAGGUACGUGCAUGGAGAAAUCAUUCAUUUUGAUUUUGCUCGCACAAGCCAGUCAAGUUUUUUCAAUGAAUGUAUUUUUCUGUUGAAUUGAGAAAAAUUUGAUUCAACCUAAACCUUAUGUUUUUUACCGGAUCAAAGUGCGGUUGGUCAACUCAAAUAUAUAUAUUCCUAACCAAUUAUGUGAAAUUUUCAAGUCCCACUCUCUAGAGUGAAGUGUUUCGCUCUAGGGUUAUUUUGUUCUUUGCUGUGAUUGUGAAGUCAUAAUUUAAGUCUGAUGUGAAGUUUUGGUCUGAUUCAUGCAGCAAACUUCAUCAGAUUGUUAAUAAUAUGUAAUGUACUUAUAUGUGUUAUCAGAUUAUUUAUGAAUGCCUCUGCCUAUCUGACUCCAGAAUCUGGAUCUGUUUAACGACUGUAAAAAUUGAGUAGCACAUAGAGCAUGUUGCUCGCAAUGAAUCCUAAUGUUUGAAAAAUGAACUAACAUUUGUGUUUAAUAUUGUGAUACUUUUGGCACUAGUCACUGAAACUGUGAUUCAACCAUGUCCCCCCCUUUAAAAAAAAAAAAAAAAAAAAAAAAGUUCAUCUCAACUUUACCAUGUACACUUUGUUCUUUAUCCCAGUUUAAAACUCUUUUGUCUGUUUGCUUCCCUCAGCAACAAUUCUUAGCGGUUCCAUUCAUUAGUAAGAAUAUAUUCCAUUAACAUCUACAAAUAUUCAACAAAUUAACACUUUUACAUAAAUGAACCAACUAGAACGUCUUUUUAGAAUAUCUGAAGAAUCCAUUCAAGUUUCUUUCCAUACUUUUACCUCUGAGUUGAUCAGGUCAAGUUCAAGCUGAGAACAUUCUUCACAUUUUUCUCUUUGAACAAGGCAGCUUACUUCUUUUCUCAGUGGAGUUCUGCACAAGACAUUAUGCAAUUAUUGAUCUAGUUGAGCCAGUUUUGAAGUAGAGUCAACAUUCUAGUUCUGCUGCCUCUCCCCCACACUUUUCGCUACAUGAGCAAACUGCCGUUGAUUAUCAUAGUUUGCAAGAAAAACUUCUGUAUAUCAGUGAUUCAGCGCACUUCAAUGAUUAUAAUUUUAUUAAAGUAUGGAUCACAUAAGUAUUGAUGAAAUGGAUUCAUUAUAUAUCGAUGGUGAAACUGCAGAAAUGUGUAUUUUAGUUCGUGAUAUUGCUGACUUCCUGUCAAACUGUAUUUUCUUCAUAGAAAACUACACAACAUCAUUUCUUGAAAACUUCGAUGAUGUUUUUUCUAUUUCAUAUAUAAUAUUACAUAUGUAAAUAUUUUUUCCAAAAUUUCAAGUCAUGAUGCUGUUUCGUUCUCUUUUUAAAAAUCAAAAUAGGAGCGAAGAUUUUGAAACACCGCAACCAAUGCUAGCACUUUUGCAGUUUCACCAUCAAUUUGUGGUAUUAUCUAACAGUGAAUUUCAGUCACCUAGGAGCUAGUUUUUCCUUGUUAUUUAACUGCAACUUUUUGCUUCAAUACCUGAUUUAUUCAGUCAAUUAGGAUCUCCUCCUCAGAAUGUAUGUAUGUGAGUACUGGUUGCCAAAGGUUUUUGAAUCUGUCUUUUUUAAGAUAUUCAAAAUUGCAAAGAAAUUUUAUUUUCACUAUUGUGUGUGUAUCUUUAUCUUUUUUUUUAAACAGUUAUAUUUUCCUUUCUUUUUCUCGUUUUGCCAAUUUAUUGUCUCAUGCAAAAUUUAAAGGAAAGUGUGCAUCUAACUAAUAAUUUCUUUCAAGUAUACGGUAAAACAUUUUGGAAAUUUGAGUGUCUGGAUCUCUAAAUGACUCAGAUGAUAAGGUAAUCAGCUACCAGACAGCUAGUUAUAGGCAUUGCAGCUUAAUUUUGCAGUACUUGACAGUUUAUUUUUUACAUCUGCUCAUUCAAAAGUCUUAAAUAGGGACGAAUCCCAAAAUCAGAAGGAGAUGAACGCAACAGAGUGUGUUUGGUGAACAAUACUCUCUACUCAUAGUGAAUCAUGGGGCUCAAUACACUAUGAGAUGUGGUGUCAUACUUACUUUUUAGAAUGACUAUAUUACCCUAGCUCCAGCUCUCCUUUUGGUUUCUAGCACUUAGUGAUGUACCUUUUAAUCGGUAGCCUCCUAAAAAUUUCAAAUUCAACCAGUUUCUUGGGCACAUUUUUUGACAAGGUUAAUUGCCUCACACUUUUAGUCAAGUUUGUUACCAUAUUCCUGUAGAUACAUAGUUACAUCUCCUUAAUUAGUGUCGCUUAAACAGCUCUCGGCUACGCACAAACUGGAGCUCUCAAAGACGCUCAACAAUGUCUUUUUCGGCCCUAUUGACCAGCACUGCAAGUCGGAGCAAUUGAUGAGUCUCUUUGAAGUCCAUAGUUUUUACAAGAGGAAGACUUUUUCGGUGGACUGAGUUUAAUAGAAACGCACCAAUUUCUGUCAAGUUCCGUUCUGUCAAGUUUGUUUCUGUCAAAUCUCCAUUUUUGGUGUAUUAACUUCUGUUGUGUCAUAAAAUCAGCACAAAAUUUAACAUUCAAGAAAAAGUAAGGGCAUUUCUUUGUCUCUGGGAGUUUGUAAGUGCACACUCAAAACUUAUUCCCACAAAUAUCCGUUGUCAGACACACUUAAAACGCAAUGUCUUCCCAUAUAGAUUCAGCUUUUUCUAAAAAAAAAAAAAA
This is a messenger RNA of Bemisia tabaci, 4288 nucleotides long. RefSeq names its product hydroxymethylglutaryl-CoA lyase (gene Hmgcl). Gene Ontology annotation, molecular function: hydroxymethylglutaryl-CoA lyase activity. The record is from RefSeq and is a predicted model, not a curated record. Gene Ontology annotation, biological process: L-leucine catabolic process; ketone body biosynthetic process. NCBI's taxonomy places the organism in Eukaryota, Metazoa, Arthropoda, Insecta, Hemiptera, Aleyrodidae.